Messenger RNA from Trypanosoma cruzi, 450 nucleotides. RefSeq lists its product as uncharacterized. The record is from RefSeq and is a predicted model, not a curated record. Bases 1 to 450 code for a protein of 149 amino acids. Lineage: Eukaryota; Euglenozoa; Kinetoplastea; Trypanosomatida; Trypanosomatidae. The transcript has a single exon.
AUGCUGCAACGGAAGUUGUUGGCCGCUUUCCGUGCGAAACUUCCGCCUCGAUCCGAGAAAUCCGGCCCGCUGUCAUCUCAUCCGGGUAAAAUCAACACCACCAAUCCCGCGGCCCCACCAACGCCAGCGCAGUGGAACGCUUCUGCCGGCCCCAUGACUACGCCGUACGGCGCACAAAUUGAUCACUACAUUCGAGAUCUUGAAGCACAUUUCAAAAACUCCAGCGAAGCCAUGCUAGACGCGCGAAAAGCUAUCGAGGGAAUUCUCACCGAGCAGGCGAAGGCGCGGCAGGAACACUGCCGAGAAUACGUGCUGACGUUUGUCCCAUUAGUUUUUACCCUCAUACUGUUUUUGCGGGAGCAAAUUAAUCGAAGUUGUGCUGAGCAGACGCAUUUAUUUUUGAAGGAGCACGCGGAUAAAUGCAGCUCCCUGAAGCGAGUGGUGCUCUGA